Messenger RNA from Porites evermanni, 1949 nucleotides. Lineage: Eukaryota; Metazoa; Cnidaria; Anthozoa; Scleractinia; Poritidae. The record is from the annotation of a GenBank genome assembly.
AUGAAAGACUGCGAAUUCCCAGUUCUCCAUGAUGGUUUCUCACCCCUCGAGGUAAUCCUCGGCACGAGGAUAUAUUCAAGUGAUGUAGAUUGGGACAGCCAAAACAUUCCUGUAACGAAUGAAAAUGCACAACGGAAUGGCUGUCGCAAAAAUACUUAAGUAUUUCAAGUACUUUUAACCCUUUCGUUCGUAAGUUUCUUAGAAGGAAAGGGCCGCUAAAAAUACCACCAAGAAAGGAUUUAUUUCUUGGCAUCGAUCUUACUAGUAUGAUGUCAAAAUUGACGUAGACUGUUUGGGGAUAUAUUUUCCUCAAAGCUACCACGUAUUCGGUACCAAAAAACCAAAAAUCCUAUUUUUGAAAUUUUUAACAUAUAAAACCUUGACGAAAACUGCAAAGUUUUGAACAUUUUAUGGCGUCAUUUCUGUGCUCCAUUAGAGUGUAGACAGUGGAAAAUUGUGGUCGAUUUGUUUUUUACAAUAAUAUUUAUUUUUUCUACGAAACAACCGGCACUGCGCGGCAUGUUACGUCAUUUCCAUGGUCUAUCCUCUCAUUCACCAUAGCUCUCCACCAAUCAGCGCUCGACGAUUCGCUCAGUUAUUGUAAAAAGUGAUUUAUCCGAUGGAUAGCGUUAUCCACCUUUUGAACAACUGGAGCCUGGUUAGUCUCCCUCCGGCAGCCGUUUUUUGAAACGGCUGCGAGGGAGACUAGGGCCGAGUAUGUAAACAAAUUCUAGGCCUAUUGUCGAAAAACAAACUUCGAAGGAAUUUCCAAUUUUUGAUUUAAAUCGUCAUAAACUUAUUUCUUUUAAUAAAUUUAAAUUUUCCAGUGCUGUUAAAAAAAAAACAUUUUUUAUAGUCUCGUAAGUUUUUUUCUAUUCUAGUAUACUGAACAAACACUAUUUCUUCUUAUUAUUUCUUUUUUCACAAAAAAAUAGGAAAACGUUGCGAAUUUUUUGAUGAAAAUUAUUGAAAUUCAGCGACUAAUGUUGAAAGUACAAUUUUAUAGUCAGAAAGUCUUCUUUUCUGUUUUGUAUGUAUAAAAAAAUUUCUAGGCUUAAAGUUUCACAAAAACAAACUAGGAAAUAAUUUCAGUUUUGACGAAAAUCUGGGACUAUUCCCUUUGAUCAAGAAUCGGCGAAGCGGCGAGGAACGAGGGCGAAAGCCCCCCGGGGAAAGCCCGAGUGAGGAUAACCUGAAAUCAGGGGCAACGAAAAUAGAGUCCAACGGGAGGUUAUUUCUCUUCACCCCGAUCUUUCCUUUUUUUCACCAUUGAUCAGCAUAAUUUUAUUCUUUCACUCGCCGCUCUUGGGACUGUGGAAAGAAGGGCGACCGGAGGCGGUGACUCAGUGUAUGCGAAGAACUCGUAACCAGUAAACAGGCAUCCCAGGAGGAUUGAUGAACAUUUCAUAACGUCAUCAGAGCUUGUUAAAAGUCAAUAAAGAGCAAUUUAUAUGCCUCACAACGUCUACUGUUUACAUCUUGAUAAGAAAUCCACGGCGAACUUCAAACGUGCCGUUCAUUCCUUUAUUGAUUGUUUGCCAAACGUUUUCAUAACAAAGAAAUUGAUAGACGUUGUUUGGGGACACGUGUCCGUUUUGCAAGCACAGUUGAACUGUAUGGAAGAUCUUUUCCACAGCGAUAUACCGUGGAAGUAUUUAAUCACGUUGGUAGCACAAGAUUACCCCCUUUAUGACAACAAGGGCAUCGUUGAGGGGCUGAAAAAACUCAACGGACUGAACAACAUAGAGAGUUAUCCCAUGCCUAAGCGCUUUGCCAAACGCGCAAACGAAAUCUGGACUCUCACGGAAACAGGGAAAGGGAAAGAACACGAUGGUUACAGAAUGGAUCGUACAUGGAAACCAAAGGUCCCCCUUUCUCAUAACAUCACUAUAAUGAAAGGAUGGAACCAUAUUGCAGCAACAAGGAAAUUUGUGGAGUUUGUACGAUAA